AGCCGCUCGGAUACAAAAAGGGCGAAUCCAGUGGGUGCCUCUUUUCCACAAGUCCCCAAUCUUACGCACUUGUGGUAUGGAGUCCUGGGAUUACUAUCCUUCCCCGUCGUCGUCUUCCUCUUCGAGCUCGCCAUCGCCCAUGUUCAAGACGGCUAACCCUGAGCCAACGACCAUCACUUGCCUUCCUACCCACCAGGUCUUUGAUUUUCCCCUGCCUUCCCCGUCGCCUCCUCCCACAUCACAACCACAGGCAGAGGAGAUGGCAAUGACGACAGAUACCUCAGUAUCAAGUAAACGGACGUCGCCUACGCCUCAUUCAGUGACUGCGAAACGGCCCAGAGAACGCAUGACAACCCGGGAUUUUGUCCCGCCCGAUGUGUCCGGCUUGUCGAAACGAGAAGCAAGGCUGGUGAAGAACAGGGCAGCAGCAUUCCUCAGUCGACAGCGGAAACGAGAGGAAUUCGAGGCCAUGGAAAUUCGGGUAGCCGAACUUGAACUUGAAAAUGCACGUUUGCAAGCACUGGCAGGAGGCGCAUCACCACCGUCGCCAUCACCAUCGACGUCGACGACGUCCGAGAUAGACGACCUGCGCGCCCAGCUCGCGGAAGCCCAGGCGCUUCUGCAGUCUUCGCCCCAGCCAGAAGCCAUCAAGACAGAACCCACUGAAACGCCGCUUCCCUCGUCGUCUUCAUCCAAGUCCGCCUUAAUGGCACUUCUCUGCGCCCUGCCUCUCCUUCAGUCCCUCCCAAUUUCACCUUCUCCCGCUACGACGACAUCACCAUCGUCCUCUGCUCUUGACGUCUCCUUCGACGCCCAGACUGCUUCGAACGGUGCUAUCCGGGUGCGCAUACAUGACCCCCAGCCUCCCUCUCCCACUCCUGCGUAUCAAACCUAUGAUGAUCCGUUCUUUGGGAUGGGCCUCGACAUGGGAUUCGACAAUGAUUUUCUUUCCCCUGUCUCGGUUCCGGCUACAGCGUCGUCGUCUCCAUCCCGUCGCGUACGUAUCGCUCUUAGGAGUACCGAACACGCCGAGGGCGGCGAGUGGGAGGUCCAGCUGUGCUAACCUCCGAAUCCGACGGUAUAGGUGUUUGAGCGCUCUCGCCGUUUCACUGCUAAAUCUUAUUUCUCCUUGCUAACGUUAUCUCUGUACAUGCCGUCCUGCAAAAAGUAACAUAUUAUUUUCAUCGCUCUCUGUAUACAUAGUACCGUAGGAUCUCAAUCUAGUGUUUUUCCCCUUCGUUUUGUGUAUUCAUUCUCAAACACGGACUAUAGAAAUCUCCUGUCUUUUUUUUUUGCAUCCCAUCAAUGAUCAUUCCCACCCCUUCCCGGUCUUAAACAC
This is a messenger RNA of Guyanagaster necrorhizus, 1339 nucleotides long. RefSeq lists its product as uncharacterized. Gene Ontology annotation, biological process: regulation of DNA-templated transcription. The coding region runs from base 77 to 1063 and encodes 328 amino acids. NCBI's taxonomy places the organism in Eukaryota, Fungi, Basidiomycota, Agaricomycetes, Agaricales, Physalacriaceae. The transcript has 2 exons. Gene Ontology annotation, molecular function: DNA-binding transcription factor activity. The record is from RefSeq and is a predicted model, not a curated record.